AGGGGGAGAAAGUAACAUGGUGGCCGCUUCCUCCCCAAACAGGAGCGGCGGCGGGUGCGGCGGCUCCUGAGGCGGCGACGGGCGCGGGAGAGCGGCGGGGCGGGGGCGGCCGGGCCGAGGGGCAGGGGCCGGCGGGAGCGGCGGCAGGAAGUACUGACAUAACCAUGAUAGAAGACAAAGGUCCACGAGUGGCUGACUAUUUCGUAGUGGCGGGGCUCACUGACACAGACACGGCAACCCUCCUGGACCAAGAAAUAAGCAGACAUGAAACAAAGUCGACAGGUCCCAAGGCUCCAAUUACUGACAUUGCUGUGAUAAUUAAAUCAGCCGGUGAAACUGUUCCAGAGGGAUACACCUGUGUUGAAGCCACCCCUACAGCCCUCCAAGCCAACUUAAACUAUGGAAGUCUAAAGAGUCCUGAACUUUUUCUUUGCUACAAGAGAGGCCGGGACAAACCACCUCUUACUGACAUUGGAGUUCUAUAUGAAGGGAAGGAACGCGUAAUUUCGGGCUGUGAGGUGAUUCAGGCUACUCCAUAUGGCCGYUGCGCUAAUGUUAACAACAGCUCGGCUUCCUCGCAACGCAUCUUCAUCACCUACCGAAGGGCUCCUGCAGUGCGACCUCAGAAUUCAUUGGCAGUGACAGAUAUCUGUGUUAUUGUCACCAGCAAAGGGGAAACCCCUCCUCACACAUUCUGUAAAGUGGAUAAGAAUUUAAACUGUGGUAUGUGGGGUUCCAGUGUAUACCUUUGUUACAAGAAGUCUGUGCCAGCUUCUAACUCUUUAGCAUAUAAAGCUGGUUUAAUUUUCAGAUAUCCUCAAGAGAACUAUGAAUCAUUUCCACUGUCAGACUCUGUACCUCUCUUCUGCCUUCCUAUGGGAGCUACUAUUGAGUGCUGGGACUCUCAAACCAAAUAUCCACUCCCAGUGUUCUCAACAUUUGUACUGACCUGCUCUUCUGCUGAAAAGGUUUACGGUGCUGCUAUCCAGUUUUAUGAGCCUUAUCCUCGGGAGCUGCUAACAGAGAAACAGCARUCGCAGCUGGGUCUUCUGACAACUGUAGAGAGAAAAGUGAUUACUUCCAAGUCCAUCAAUUCCAACAAAUGCAUCUGUCUUCUCUCACACUGGCCUUUCUUUGAAGCAUUUAGAAAAUUUCUUAUGUUCAUCUACAAACUCUCUGUCUCUGGACCUCAUCCUCUUCCCAUUGAGAAGCAUAUAUCCCAUUUUAUGCACAAUAUACCUUUCCCAUCACCACAAAGGCCAAGGAUUCUUGUGCAGCUUUCUGCCCAUGAUGCAUUAAUAUUGUCACAGCCAGUUUCUACACCAUUGCCAUUAAGUGGAGCAAACUUUAGCACUCUGCUCAUGAAUCUUGGACCUGAAAACUGUGCCACUCUGUUACUCUUUGUAUUACUAGAAGGCAAGAUCCUCCUCCAUUCCCUUAGACCAGCUGUGUUGACAGGAGUUGCUGAAGCUGUAGUAGCUAUGAUAUUUCCAUUUCAGUGGCAAUGUCCAUAUAUCCCCCUCUGUCCUUUGUCUCUGGCCACCGUACUCAGUGCACCUCUUCCAUUUAUUGUUGGAGUUGAUUCACGAUACUUUGAUCUGUAUGAUCCACCACAGGAUAUUGUUUGCAUUGACUUAGACACAAACAUGGUCUACAUAUCAGAUGAUAAGAAGAGCACCAACUGGAAGCAGUUUCCUAAAAAGCCAUGUAAAAAUCUGCUCAGCACCUUAAAGAAACUGCACCCACAGCUGGCAGCAGUUCACAGGAAAACUCAAGAAGGCUCUGCAGUGGAAAUGACACCUAUAGAGGCAGAUUUCUCCUGGCAGAAGAAGAUGAUAGAACUUGAGAUGGAGAUCCAGGAAGCUUUUCUCCGUUUCAUGGCAUCUAUUUUGAAGGGCUACAGAACAUUCCUCAAGCCAAUUACACAGGCACCUUCAAAUAAAGCAACUGCUGCCGAUUCCUUGUUUGAUCAUCAAGGAUUUUUAAAAAGCAGAGAUCGUGCCUAUACAAAGUUCUACACUCAUCUUACCAAAACACAGAUAUUCAGCCGCUUCAUUGAAGAGUGCAGUUUUGUGAGUGACAAGGAUACUGGCUUGGCAUUUUUUGAUGACUGCAUAGAAAAGCUCUUUCCAGAUAAAGGAACGGAAAAAGGCGAGAAGGUUGAUGUAGACUCUGUUGAAGAYGCACGCUUGAUUGAGCUUGAUGAGUCACAAAAAAGUGAACACACAGUGUUCAUAAUGCCACCAGAACCGCCUGCUGAUGAUGGGCAGGACCGAGUGCCAAAAUACAGCUAUAAGAACUUCCCACGACUAGAUUUCAAGCUCUUUGACAGGCCACAGGAGCUCAAGCUCUCCUUCAGCAGACACCCRGCUGGGAGCAGUAUUUCAAAUAGUCCAGCACUCAUGGCCAAGAGGACAAAACAGGAGAUAAAAACAGCCCAUAAAUUAGCCAAGAAGUAUUACGUCAGCCCCUCACAGUGGGCUAAAUGUCUCUUCAGUCAUAGUUACAGCCUGUGGUUUAUUUGUCUGCCAGCGUAUGUCAGAGUUGCACAUCCCAAGGUCAAAGCACUGCAACAGGCAUAUGAUGUUCUGAUUAAAAUGAGGAAAACCGAUGUGGAACCACUAGAUGAGGUCUGUUACAGGGUAGUAAUGCAGCUCUGUGGAUUGUGGGGUCAGCCUGUUCAGGCUGUGAGGGUCCUUUUUGAAAUGAAAAAUGCUGGAAUACAGCCAAAUGCCAUCACCUAUGGUUAUUACAAUAAGGCGGUUUUAGAGUCAUCUUGGCCUAGCAGUAACCGCAGUGGCAUAUUCCUGUGGACAAAGGUACGAAAUGUAGUUCAUGGCACAGCGCAGUUUAGGCAGUGCUUAAAGAAAUCAACGCAGAACCUGCGAGUGCCUGUGAUAUCAGCUCUGCGGAGUCCCACGGGUGGAAGUGAUGGGGACAUGGUGAGCCAUGGUAGCGUGGAUAGUUCUAAUGAUGCUAACAGUGGGGAUCACACCCUCUUCGUCAGUGACUUAGUCAGGCUUGAUUCCGUUGAUAAUCACUCUAGCACAGGUGGUCAGUCAGACCAGGGUUACAGGUCCAAGGAUGAACUUUUGAGAGAUGGUGAGAAUAGUCUUUCUGCAACUGAAACACGAGUAGAGAAAGAUAUUUCUUCUAAUGCUGAAGACUUAAUAAGAGAGGUUUCCACAGAAAAAUCUUACGAAAAGCAACAGCCAAAUACAGAAAUUCUGAGUUCAAGUGAUCCACCUGCUUCGGGUAACAGUAUUGUGAAAGUUCCAUCUGGCAUUUUUGAUAGCACUGGAAGGAAGAGCAGUGGUGAAACUGUUUCUAGCCCACUGUUCCUAACUCAGGAUUCARUCGAAGAUGCAGUCUUUGGUAAUGUUUCUCCUAAGAAAACAAGUGAAAAAAGACAGAGGAGGCAAAAACUGUUUUCAGAGAGAAGCUGCAGUUUCAGCAGUGAAAGCAGAGCUGGAAUGCUGCUGAAAAAAGACAGCUUGGACUUGAAUUCUAAAGAAAUAGCAAUAAUGAUGGGUGCAGAUGCCAAGAUCCUGACAGCAGCUUUGUCUGUGGCCAAAACUUCACCCUGUCAUAUGAAUAAAUCUCACAGCUUUGAAAAUAUCACUGACCAGCAGGUUUCUGACAUAAGUGGCACAUGGAGUUGUGUGACUGGGAGUGACUGGGAGCUAGAGCAUAGGUCUUCACCAGUGCUGGAAGAACCUGGGGAAGGGCAAGAGCAUCUUGAGAAUGAAAGAGAUGGAAACAUGAACACAGUGGAAGACACAAACCUUGAACCAUCAGCUGAGUAUGAAAARCAGAAACCGGAUUCCAAAGAUGCACCUCCUAAAAGAAAUAGCUUUUAUGGGGUGGCUAAACCUAUCGAAAGGGAAGAUGUUGAAGUAGGCUUGGACCCUUUGUCUUUGCUAGCCACUGACAGCAUGCAACCAAGCURUCCAGAACCUGGGGAAAAAUUGGUGUCACCUGUUGCAGCACGUAAUUUGGCAGAUGAAAUAGAGAGCUACAUGAAUUUGAAGAACCCACUGGGUAGUAAGUUUCCCAGCAUGGAACUKCACAAGGCAGAUACAGAAGCAGAAGCUUCUGGUACACUUGGUCACUCCCAAGAAAGAAGGUCAAGCCUGCCUUUGGAUCCCAUCCUGCCAUCCCCCAAGGGCUACCAAAGUCGAAGAAGUCCUUCUGUCUCCAGAUCCAAAACCUUCACUGGACGAUCGAAGCAACAAACCCAUGCMCAAGUUCAAAAGGAACGGUCUUCAUCUUUGACAGGACUGGGUCGUUCUUCUCCACAUGGCUCACUGGGAACUGUUGUAACAACUUUAUCCAAUCUGAAGUUAGACCAUAUAUUGUCUGGACCAAAAAUGGAUGUUUUGAAAUCAGGCAUGAAGCAGGCUGCCAAUGUGGCCAGUAAGAUGUGGGGGGUUGUAACUUCAGCAUAUAGUUACUCAGAUGAUGAGGAAGAAAACCAUCGACCAGACUUUAACUUUCCUGUGGGUUUUGAAGAUAAUAUUUUAGGAGAAAAUUUGUUGUCAAGAGCUGGAGUCCCAAGCCUACUUACAARUGAGCUUGCACAAAGCACUACUAGUCUCGGCAGUAGCAGCAGCAGUGGAGAUGUAGGAAGACAGCAUUACAGUGCAGGUGAAGUUUCAUUCCCAAAAAGUAUGAAAGUUCUAGAUUCUGAGAAAUCAGAGCACAGCUCUUCACAUAAUACUAGUUUAUCCAGCAUUUUCCAGAACUAUGCAAUGGAGGUCUUGAUGUCAAGCUGCUCUCAAUGUAGAGCUUGUGGUGCUUUGGUUUAUGAUGAAGAAAUUAUGGCUGGGUGGACAGCAGAUGAUUCAAACUUGAACACUACCUGCCCUUUCUGUAAAAGUACCUUCCURCCUUUGCUUAAUGUUGAAUUUAAAGACCUUCGUGGUUCUGCAAGCUUUUUCCUGAAGCAAAGUACCUCAGGAGAUAGUUUACAGAGUGGUACCCUUCCAUCAACCACGGAUCCCCUGGAGGAGAAACUGUUGUCCAGUCCAGCCGAUGCUGACCUGAUCAGUUUUUCAGAUCAYGUGCAGUCCAGCCCCACCAUAGCUGAAGAAACUAGCUGUUCAGCUGAGCACGGUGGUGCGGCAGAAGAAGAGACAGAUCCCAGAACCAUAAAGACACAAGCCAAUAAUCCACCAAGAAGGGUAGUAUCCUUGACUCGGAGCCACAGUGUUGGAGGUCCGCUGCAAAACAUUGAUCUUUCCCAGAGACCAUCCCAUGGCAUUUCAACAGUUAGUCUUCCAAAUAGUUUGCAAGAAGCUGUGGAUCCUUUACUAAAACGACCUAACCCUGCUCCUGUAUCUGUACCCUAUUUGAGCCCCUUGGUACUGCAUAARGAGCUUGAAUCACUGUUGGAGAAUGAGGGAGAGCAAGUAGUUCAUACAUCCAAAUUCAUCAAUCAGCACCCCAUAAUCUUCUGGAACCUAGUYUGGUACUUCCGAAGGUUGGAUCUGCCUAGCAACCUACCUGGACUCAUUUUAACAUCUGAACACUGCAAUGAUGGAGUGCAGCUUCCUUUGACAUCUCUUGCUCAGGAYAGCAAGCUAGUAUACAUCCAUCUUCUAUGGGACAAUAUCAACCUCCACCAAGAACCRGGGGAGCCCCUGUAUAUAUCUUGGAGAAAUCUCAAUUCUUCUGAAAAAAGACCCUCCACACUGGAAGAAGAUCAGGAGGCAACAAACACUUUGUUAGACAACAUUAAACUAAGUAUUCAACACAAUGAUGUYAUUAAGCCCAUCAACCUCCUCCUACAGAAAGUUAAGCCAGAUGUGAAACGACAGAGGAGUUUUUACAGGGAAAUUCUUUUCCUGUCUCUGGUGUCUCUUGGAAGAGAAAAUAUUGACAUUGAGGUCUUUGAUAGUGAAUACAGACUUGCACUUGAAAAACUACCAAGUGAAGUUCUUGAAAAGAUGCAGAAAAUAGAUGCUCCACCAAGCAGCAGGGUUGAGUGUUGCAGGAAGUGCUUUGGAGCACCUCUAAUAUAAAAACAAGAAAGGUGCACACUAAACUUUUGAGAGACAGAAGCAGAGGUGAACAAACCAGAAGCAUGGCAAUAUAUACACUUUUGAAUCCCAAAAAGUGUUAAUUGGGCAAUUUGUCAAAGCAAUUUCACUGAGCUGCAAUGUAUAUUCUUCUCUUUCAUCUCAUAGGCACAUUGUAAAGUAUGUCAAAAUGUUUUAAAGUUAUGACUUCAUUUCAGUGUUUGAUCUGCUUUGUCCCCAUAUAUAUUCUUUAAUUGGUUCAAAAAGGUGAUGGCUAAACAGCAGUCUACAGUUGGAGACUUUCUUGAGGGCCAACAUUAUUUGUGUAUUUKAAUUAAAUACUUUUCCAGUACUCAGAUUCUUCACUGCUUCUUUAAAAUAGUCUUUACCUAGAGAGGGAUCCUUCGAUUGGUGUGUGGCAUGGUUGUAUGAAUGUAAAUAUUUGAAACCUUGGAUUGGAAGCUGCAAUGCAGUUGCUUUCAUUGGAUCAUAGUACCUAAAAUUGAUACCCUUCUCCUGACUCUUGUCCCCKUCAGUAUUCUGAUUUAUCUUUUUCUGACAUUUUCAUAAUGUGUGUCUAUGGGUGAGAGAAAACAGAAACUGACGCUGAACUUCCUUGUAUUCUCUAUCUGAUAAAUUGUAAGAUCCUGUGAAAGUACAGGCUGCUUUCUGCAAAGGAGGAUAGGCUUCUACACUAAGCAGCUCAGAAUCGGAUGGCUUUCUAAAAAUUAGGUAGGAAGUUCAAAUGGCAUUAGAAUACGCAAAAGGAUUGUCAACAGAUACUGCCUGAAAAAAAUUAUGCUUUAUACCAUUUGUACGUGUGCUUAAAACGUGUCUUCCUUGAAUUCUUUAUCACCCUCUCCCUUGGUUUCAUACUAGCCUGUGGAUUAAUUGUUUUGCACUGAUAGUCCAGAUUCAAUAUUUCAAUUAAAAUGUAUUUAUAAAUGUGGUCUUCAAGGUGUAUAUUAGCAGGAAUGAAGUGCUUAUAUGUAUGAUCUGAAAAGAGGUAUCCAUCUUUAAGAUUGUGUGCAGUAGAUAAGACACUUCCUCACCUCACAUUUUUAAUUGACUACAGUAGUCAUGUCAUAUUCUUGGCAAGGAGAGCCUGGACACUGGUCACCAGUUAAAAUGUUUCUGUUACUUGAAGAAUAUGAUAAGAUUUAUUCCAGGUUUUUGCUGAAAUUUARUGGUGUGGCUUUCACAAUGGAAUAAUUCCUAGAGACAAAAAGAUAUUUGUAGCAUGUAAAAGGAGCAUAGCUUAAAAUAUUACUUGCAUCUGGGUAUGAAUGUAUUUACUUGAUAYUACUCUUAAAAAUUUUCAUUCUUCAAAAUUAUGAGGGAUGAAGAUCUGUCUGGAACAACUUUAACAUGAAACAAUAAAACCAACUUUCUGUUUUCAUGAGGCGAAAACAAAGGAUUUGCACUAUUUUUUGACAAAAUACAUUUGCAUCAUACACUGAUGCCUAGUAUUUUAUUUAAAAGUGCUGAUUCUAAGUUAAUAUGGGGAUAUUACCUGGACAGAUUCUCUCCUGAUAAAACUAUUGUGCUUUCUCAACAGCUAAAAGCAAGAAAGCACACAAUGACUUUUUUUAAAAUUCUGUAUUCUUUGGGUUUAUGCAUAGUUGCUUGCAGAUGUCUGACCUACAUCACAAUUAAAGAACAGUCCUUGAUUCUUUCAUCUUUUCCUCUCCAGUUACAUAAUUGACAUUGUUCAAUCUUUCUGAAGUUAAAACUUGUCUAAAGCAUUGGUCCAAACAAUUUAAUAUUUCUACAAAUCAAAGCCAGCAAAUUCUCCUGUGCAACUCUAUAUGUUAAUUUUCAACAGACAGCUACACAAAGACAUUUUUGAGUGUUAAGUGGAGAAACUUGUGAUUAUGUGAUGCAACUUGCAAGGAAUCAAGUCUUAGUUACCCUUAAAUUCUUCCAGCUCACUAAAUUACAAGRAAAAUCUGUGUAGUGAGUGCUGUUUUAGGUAUGUGACAUCCAAAUAGCUUAAAACAUAGUAAAUAAUAUUCUUAUGAACUAAUUUCUGUAAAUACAUCAUCUUCAUUUCCAAACAACUUUCUCAUCUGUAUUAGUGUUGUAAAKACAGCAAAGCAGAUUGUGUCACAAUGCCUAGUACUAAAUGUUAAAAUAUUCCUACGUAUUUACACUAAACAAACAAAAAAAUCCAAACAAAACUAAAGCCAGAAAAGAAAAAGAUAGCUGCAGGACUGAACUUGCUUUAAUUUAUUCUUGCCUAUUGGCAUUUUUAUACACUACAAAUUAACCUCUGUUCCUUGUGCAGUAGAAGUCCUGCAUGUAGCUACUUGAAAUCUUGAAUCUGCAUAUUGGAAUUGAUUCCUUAAUAUAGAAUUUAAAAAAAGGAAGACAUUAUCCUUUUUAAUAGGGAUUUUUUAAUGCUAACUUUUUAGUAGCUAACUAAUCAGUUGGUUCUUUAAUGUAAUCCUUAGCUCAGAUGAAAAGGGAGAUCUCUGAAAACAAUUUGUUUUCAUCUGAAAAGAUGCUUUUAUUGGGGAAAAGAAAGUAAAACUUUCAAAAAUCUGGCCAAAAAUAAAUAGGGAAAGGUUUCAAAAGCUUUUUUGUGAGUGCAUCGCAAACACUUUGUUCUGAAAAUUGGAUACUAAAGGCACGCUUCUCUGCAAUUUACUUGACAGGAUAAACUUCUUGGGCUACAUGAGGAUGACUUAGUUACCUACAAAUGCUUCUAAUUUCCUUGACAUCCAACUCCUAGGAAUACAAAUUUAUCUGAAUCCAUAACACAUUACUGAUCUGGGCAGUGUUGUGAAGGAGGGAUGUGGAUAAGCUUGAUUUUCCUGUCAGUGUACACAGAAGAAGUAGCAUUUUGCUCUCUUGCAAAAUUCCUGCCUCCACAUACUCUUUCUAGUAGCUCAAUAGCCAGUGUUCAGGAGGAGAUGGCUCCUCUGGCUGUGUUUUGUAAUUCACUCUUACAACCUGAGCAGAACAUUUGCAGAUCAGCAUUAACUUCAAAACAUGCAAUGUGUGUGCAGAGUGAGGGUGUAAAACAACCUGAUAAAAACAGUGGAUGUACACCUACGAACUUAGAAAGUUUGUAUUGGAAGAACAAUUAUCAAGGAGAAACUUCCUUGAAUUGUUGUCCUAAGGAUGUUGAACUGCAGCCAGUUUUGCAAAGAAGAUAUUAUCUUGCACCUUUCACCCAGCUACAAAUUAGUUACAUAUAUUUGUAUGAAAAUAGCUGUUUUUUUGUAGAAUUAAAACAACAAAUGAGAUCUUAAAUGUUUAAAAUAAUGAUUCUUAAGUUAUAAAGCUUUUCUUUAUGAAUUUUAUUCUGGCACAUCACCAAAAUCUAACAACUCUGAAACCCUUUAGGCCUAGGAGACUGAUGUGGCUGCAGUGUUGACUGCAUAUUAUUAGGAGCAUGUGUAUGUUACUUAAGUCAUGUCCUGUCUUCACAUUUUAUAUAACUCAAGUUUAGACAAUACAGUUAAAAUGGAAAACAUUUUAUUUAGUAUAUGUGUUUUGAACUAAAUUAAUUUUGCAAGUAACUUAUUCUUGUUCCUGGUGGAAUUUCACAUUGGUUAAGCUCAAGCUAUAUUGCACUUGUGAAUGAGAAAUUUUAUUCUAUUUUAACUGUGAAUUAAUGGCUUUUUGUAUUGCUGCAGCUGAAAGAAUAUACCUUUCAUUGAGUUUACUGCUUUCCUUGAAUAACUGCAACAUAGGGGAUAUUUUUCAACAUGUAUAUUAAAUUAGAUCAUAGAAAUUAUAUUUUUAAAUGAAUUCUUAAAGGAACUGAAGAAUCCGCUCAGUAGUUUUCUCUUUUUAAAACUUAAUCCAACAGUUAUUUCAAUGCAGAUAACUUCUAUUUCAUUAACAGUAMGCAGGUCAUCUUAUUCAUAUGACUACAUUUUAAACAAAAGGGUUCUCUUUUCCUUUCAACUAAUAAAAAUCUUAAAAAUGCAUUCUGUAUAUCAGCUUUCAUUACAGAUAUUUUUAAAAACAAGCACCGUUUUAAGUGUUGAAAUGGAAGGGUUGGAUUGGGCUCUGGUUCUGUAGUCUCCUGUGCUGUAUAUUGUGAUGCRUUCAUGAGAGAAUUGGAUGGUGUUUUUGUUUGUUCUUUCAGUCUGCAUCAACCGAUGGUGCAAAUAAAAGGGAUUGUUUGGUGUUGUUUAGAAGCACAUUAAACUCCUGUUAGGAGCUUAAAAUAAACUGUAAUGUAACAAGGAUGAAAUUAUGUAGUGUGAAUAAAUUAUGAAUUUAUUAAAUGAGCUGGAAAGCUUCAUGCAAUAAAAUUUGCACUGGUUUAAAGACUGUUUUGAACUGUUGAAAAAAUGGCAUCCAUUUACUGUGCUUUGAUUAACAGUUGUUUCUCUGUAAUGUUUUUGUACAUUUGACAAAAAAUUGAGUUUAAAAGGGCACUCUCUAUAUUCUGAAAUCUGUAUAGAUAUUCUAGACUAAGAAACAAUUUUUAAUGCUGUUCCCAAAAUAAAAUAUAUAUGCAUCCUGUGUAAAAAUUUCCAUUGUUC
Messenger RNA from Malurus melanocephalus (red-backed fairy wren), 10525 nucleotides. It is a transcript of the gene DENND4C, whose product is annotated as DENN domain containing 4C. Gene Ontology annotation, biological process: regulation of Rab protein signal transduction. The record is from RefSeq and is a predicted model, not a curated record. Gene Ontology annotation, cellular component: cytoplasmic vesicle. The transcript is spliced from 33 exons. Gene Ontology annotation, molecular function: protein binding. NCBI's taxonomy places the organism in Eukaryota, Metazoa, Chordata, Aves, Passeriformes, Maluridae. Bases 165 to 6023 code for a protein of 1952 amino acids.